Molecule: messenger RNA, 2765 nt
Organism: Aspergillus nomiae NRRL 13137
Lineage: Eukaryota; Fungi; Ascomycota; Eurotiomycetes; Eurotiales; Aspergillaceae
Exons: 5
Molecular function (GO): DNA binding
Source: RefSeq, a predicted model, not a curated record
GCGCGUUGAGCUCGCCGAGGCGCCGCUUCUCGAUCAUGGCCUCCAAUCGAGAGGAGCGGCUGCAAAUGCGGCAGCGCGGCGCUGGGACACGCAAGAUCAAGGAAGUGAAUUUUGGCUUUGCUUUCGGUCUCGCUCCCCCGCCCGAAGAGCCGCCUCAAGCCGCGUCGCAACCCGUCGAUGUUGACAUUCCCACCGAACCGCUCGCCGCACCACAGCCACCUUCAGCUUCGGAGAUACGCAACCUCCUCUGUUAUCGCCAGAAAAGCAGCUUCCACCAUCAUCACAAGAUAGUGGACAGCUCCGAACUCCGGGCGGGGCGCGUAAUCAGCUCCCCGAGCGACCAUCAACAUUUGACAUACCGGAAGAUGAUGCGUUGGACCUUGGACGAAGCGGCAAGCGAAGAAAGAUUGCUCCCUAGCCAGAGUCCGAGAGUAUCCGUCGAGCCAGAAGUCACGCAACAGGAUAAACGAGACUCGCCAGUUCUCCAAAAUGGCGUACAUACAAGCGCGCCUGUGUCUAGCAAGCCGACAGAACCACGCGACGAACCCCCAAGCAUGCAAACUACUACAGAUACACCCCAAACGGAGCAGGCACCCCAAGAAGCGCUCGAUUUGACUACCGCCAUGGUAUCGGACACCCCGGCAGCUGAGGCGCCCAUCCCGGAGGAUGAACGUUCAGACCAAAAUAAUAUGAACCAGAAGUCCACGGAGCCUCCAAACGAGUCUUCCGGGGCAGAUGGAACGCCGGCGCUUGGAGCCACCACGAACGGCAAGCGUAAACGACGAGGGCCCAGUGCCGAUCAGCGACGGUCCCAGAGUAUUGAGCGGCCGGAGACUGAGACUGAGACCACACAGCAGCCAGCGCCACAGGAGCUAUCAUUGGAGACGAAUCGUGAUAAAUCCAUGGAAGCGGACUCUCCUAAUUCACAGCCUGGGAGACGGUCCAGAGGCCGACCGCGAACAUCAGCACAAUCAUCCCCAGCAACAAAUGAAGGGAGCGCGCAGAAUGAGGCCGCCUCAACAGAAAUCAUGCCGGGCGAGAGCAUACCGACCCAACAACAGACAACGAAAAGGCCUCGGGGUAGAAAAGCAAAAGAGCCGACGGAAGAUUCUGCUGCCAGUGAAACGCAAAAUGGCCAGCCUAUGGAUGAGGGUACUGUGGCGGAGGAGGAUGAUAUGGCUUCAUCUGAAAGAAGUCGCCAAUUGCGCCAAAAGUCAAAGGAGACGAAUCACACACAAAGGCAAGUUGGACGUCCCGGUAAGAAAGCUCUCCAGUCGCUGGAGAGUGUAGAGGCACCAGGACCAGCUGGUGAGAAGAGAAAACAGAGAAAAAGGCUGGAAUCCGAGCCUGAGCCGGAGGUUGAAACAGAAGGUUCAAAGGAGCCCAAACCAGCUGGCGAAAAGAGGAAACGAGGAAGGAGGUCAAAAGAGGAGUCAGAGCCGGAGCCUGAGCUGCAGCCCCAGAGUGAACCUCAGAACGAGUCCGAGGUUCCAAAAGAACCCAAACCAGCUGUCGAAAUGAGGAAACGCAGAAAGAGGCCAGACCAGGAGCAGGAGCAGGAGCAGGAGGUAGAACCGGAGGUGGAGCCCGAGCCCGAGGUUUCAAGAGAAUCUGAAUCAGCUCCCGAGAAGAGAAAGCGGGGAAGAAGGGCCAGAGGGGAGCAAGAGCUGGAGCCAGAACCUGAGCGCCAACCUGAAGCUCCUGAGGAGCCUGGACCAGCUACCGAAAAGAGGAAACGGAGAGGAAGGUCAUAUCAAGAACCUGAACAGGAACCGGAGCCGGAGACCCAAGCUGAGCUUGACCCUGGAUCUUCAAAGGAGGCAAAAUCAGCUGGUGAAAAGAGGAAGCGAGGAAGACGAUCAAAAGAGGAGCGAGAACCGGAGCCAGAGCCUGAGGGCCAAACCGAAGCUCCCGAGGAGCCAGAGCCAGCGCCAGCUCCCAAACGUGGUCGCGGCCGACCUUCACUAUCCAAUAAGGGUCCUGAAGUCACCCAGCGUGAGGAAGACCCUGAGGCUCAGAAUGAAAGUGGGGAGGCGGCUUCUCGCACGACUAGAAGGAAGCCCAGACAGCCUCGUGGAGAGACAGUUCCUGUAACUGUCCAUCGUCUCGCUAAUGUCGCUUCUCUUGGAGGCGAUGUUCAACCUUCCGAGGAAUCCGACGAGGAGGAGGAAUCUGCCGAUGAGCUCUCGACGAGACAGAAGACUAAACUCCCUAGUAGGGGAGGCGUGAAUGUCGCCGAUGUUCUUAGUCAAAUCUGCCGAGAAACACUCGAGAAGACGCUUACCACACUCACGAACGGAAUCUCCAACGAGGGGAAUGCAGCACGACGCUCAGAGUGGACCACCAAGAAAAAAGCCGUGGAAGCAUUCGGCACCGAGCUCGAAGGACGCCUCUUUGAACUGAGCGAAAUGCUCGACAGUAACUUCGUAUUGGGGGUCAAACUGAAGAAGGCCAAGCGGGACAUGAUGGAUAUGCGCAGCCGACUGUAUCAACUACGAAAAGAAAGGGAGGUCGUGGCAUUGCAGAUGGAUGCAGUACGCAGGAAGCACACGGAGGAGGAAAAUGCAAGCCUGGCGCGCACCAACAUCAACAAUUCGCUGCACAGCCUAGACCUAGCCCUCGAACGAAGCCAGAACCGGCCUGCAGGCGACUCGGCCGAGCCAGGUUCGUCCGAACCCUCUUUGACCGUUGGACUAGAGUUCAUGCUCCGUAGUGUUGCGGACAACGUGAGCUCCCGCGCCCUGGAGCGCAAGGGGGUCUCUUGA